GCCCCGGAGUCUAGCAGGCCGGUACUAACGCCCGUGCUGAGCCCGAAAGGUGCCAGUCGACUCGCGCUCUCCACAGGAAACGGACGCCUAAGCGAAAUAGCCGGGACCAAUAUGCCACCACACGCGCUCCCUUAUCAUAUAUAUUAUCAUGUACUAAUCACCUUGUCCUAAACGCCCUGGUUGAAUAAUAGAUACAAUGAAACGCGACGCUUACGGCGACGAUGGUCCCAUGCAGAAGCGCCAGCGGCAAACCGACGAUGAAGUCACCUUCCUCAUACCGAGCAAGGUGGCCGGCUCAAUUAUCGGGAAAGGGGGUUCGAAUAUAUCCAAGUUGAGGAAUGAGUACAAAGCCUCUAUAACAGUCCCAGAUUGCCCCGGCCCCGAACGAGUUCUGUCCAUAACGGCGUCGGAUAUCGACACGAUUAUGGAAAUUGUAAAAGAUAUACUUCCAAAUUUGGCUGAUGGUGCUCCGAAGGGUGGCACCAGUGACGACUUGGACGUCCGCCUACUGAUACAUCAAAGCCGAGCCGGUUGUGUCAUCGGCAAGGCUGGAGCCAAGAUCAAAGAGCUGCGGGAGAAAACUGGCGCCCGGUUGAAGAUCUUUUCGAACCCCGCGCCGCAGAGCUCGGAGCGAGUCGUGCAGCUUGUGGGCAAGCCGGACGCCGUCGCAGCCGGAGUGAGGGAGGUGCUGCAUCUCAUACGGCAGGUACCGAUCAAGGGUGGUAUUCAGAAUUACGAUCCGCACAACUACGACGAUUUCUACGCCGACGAAUAUGGCGGCUUCGGCAGCGGUCAGGGACCUCGGGGUGCCGGACCUCGCGGUGGACCACCGCGCGGACCUCCCCGUGGACCCCCACCCAUGGGACCCGGCGGCAGGCCGCCCCCGCCCCGGGGAGGUCCCCCUAUGGGCCGCAACGGUCCCCCGCCACCGAGAGCGUUCAACGACUUCGCGGGUCCCGGACCUCGCGGUAACUUCAAUGGUCCGCCUCGUGGAAACUUCGGUGGAGGCGGCGGUGGCGGCGGUGGCGGAGGCUUCGGCAACAAUUUUGGAGGCAACCGCUCGUCGUCCGGUGGCAACUUUAACGGAAAUGGUGGCAACCAGCAAGAGACCACCCAAGUUACUAUUCCCAAAGACCUGGCGGGCGCCAUCAUCGGCAAGGCGGGCUCGCGCAUCCGCAAGAUCCGCGCGGAGAGCGGCGCCGGCAUCGAGAUCGCCGAGCCGCUGCCCGGCGCCGCCGACCGCAUCAUCACCAUCACCGGCACCAAGCCGCGCAUCCAGAAGGCGCAGUACCUGCUGCAGCAGAGUGUACACGAGAGCAACCCGAACCUCGGACGUGGGAAUUUUUGAUUCUAAGUAAUUGAUGAAAUAGGAUCUAAGAUAACUUAAGUCACCUCAAAUCAUUAAUAUGGAAUAGCACACUACUGUGUAUCUGAGGCUCACAUUUGUAACUGAACUUUUUACCAAUAUGAAAUAUCAAGUAAAUAAUGUUUAUAUAAUAUAAAAUAUUAAGAAGAAAUAAAAAUAAUAACAUACGAUGAGACAUUACAUCAUUCUAACUCCCUAAUAAUUAACUUGAAUUUAUAAUACAUGUCAAUCCUCGAAUUAAAACUCGGUUUUGUUUCUUCGUUCUAUACUAAUAGAAACGUUUUCAAUAACCACCUUGAUUGACAUUAUUAGGAAAGAAUAUAGAUUAUAUUCACUUUAUUGUUUUUCGAUUUUGAAAAAUAUAUCAACCUAACAAAAUAGGUAGUAACGUCCAUUAUGAAACAUCCUACUCUUGAAUCUUUUUACAAGAUAAAUAUAUGCCUAUAAAUCAUCAGAGUACUGUUUUUUAUAAUUUUUCAUAAUAUGAGGAUGUUGCGUUUUCCAAGAUUUGCUUAAGACAAAGAAAAAUUAUUCAUGUUCAAAGUACCUGCGAUUAAUAUCAGCUGAAUGGAAACAUCGGUAAUGAAAUUUCCUUUUAUUAUAAUCACAUCAAAUUAUGAAUGUGGUGGGCUGGUUGCAAUCAAUAGAAACAUCGACAUAAUCCAUAUAUAAUAUUAGUUUCGAUUUCUAUAUUAAAACACACUUAUUCUUUAAUCAUUUGCUGUUUGAUAAUAAAAUAAUAAUUCGUUUUGAUGAAUCUGUUAUUAAUAAUCUACCCUGCACAUAGAACUUACCUGCUAUUUACGGGUUUUUAAUUUAACCAGUAAAUUUUAAAAUCGUAAGAGAAUGCAUUUAUCAUUAAUAAUUAUAAAGUUAUUUAACAAAUAUUGUGUUUAAUGGUAAUGAUUUAAUUUUCUGAUGAUUUGUUACAUCGAUCUAUUUUUAAGUG
Messenger RNA from Vanessa atalanta (red admiral), 2315 nucleotides. It is a transcript of the gene HnRNP-K, whose product is annotated as heterogeneous nuclear ribonucleoprotein K. Bases 197 to 1348 code for a protein of 383 amino acids. The transcript has 11 exons. The record is from RefSeq and is a predicted model, not a curated record. Gene Ontology annotation, biological process: regulation of transcription by RNA polymerase II; regulation of mRNA splicing, via spliceosome. Lineage: Eukaryota; Metazoa; Arthropoda; Insecta; Lepidoptera; Nymphalidae. Gene Ontology annotation, molecular function: mRNA binding. Gene Ontology annotation, cellular component: cytoplasm; nucleus.